Molecule: messenger RNA, 1383 nt
Organism: Trypanosoma cruzi
Lineage: Eukaryota; Euglenozoa; Kinetoplastea; Trypanosomatida; Trypanosomatidae
Exons: 1
Coding region: 1-1383 (460 amino acids)
Biological process (GO): mRNA catabolic process; negative regulation of translation
Cellular component (GO): CCR4-NOT complex
Source: RefSeq, a predicted model, not a curated record
AUGCUGUUUAUAUUUAUUGUUCUCCUUAUUUUUUCUGCUGUUUGUGUGCUGGUUUUUUUUAGUGGAAUAGAAAAAAUGGUUAUAGAGUAUCUUAAUUCUGCAGACACGCAGCGUCUGAUUGAGUUUCUUGGUGACGGAAAACUCAAGUUUUCUGUGCUUGAAAAGUCAUUUAAAGAAGCCUUUCCAAAGGAUACUCAUUUUAAUGUUUCUAGAGCCAUUCAGCAACUGGUUCAGAGUAUGAUCAAAUCAGGAGAAGGUGUAGGCAUUGUGUCCUCCUUCUUUACUUUGGACAUCAUGUGCAAAAUGGAGUGUGAAACAGCCAAGUGUGUGUUCUACGAUGCACUUCUGGAAUUAGAACGAGUCAUGCGGCAAGAUGUCUGUUUUACGGAGCAAAUCAAGUAUGCAUCUAAGGAAACAAAGGAGGGGAAAAAAUCUCUUGAGGCGAUCAAUGCGGAGAAGUAUCGUUUUCACUGUGCAGCAAAGGGUUUUGCUUUUCGAUUACUUGCAAACAAGGUUUCUCUGGAUGAAACAUCGCUUGCGGUACUUUAUGAUAAACAAGAACAAAUUGAUGCAGCGUUGAACGCAUGGGAAAUCAACAGUCUACAACUAAAGGAAUCCAUUGCCAAUAUUGCUCACUGUUGGACUCAAGAUGUCGAAAAGAAUUCAUGUGAGGCACUGUCAAAAAACUCGGCGAUUUUUGAUUCUGGAGUCCGCGCAGCUUUGUUAUUGCAAGCGGCACGACCACAACUUCCUUCCCUUCCUUUGGUAUCAGGUGAACUGCAGUUUCUAACCCCCGGAGGUUCCCCCGGGAGUGAUUUACUGUUUUUUGACACUGAACCAGUUACUGAAGAGUGGAAGCUGUCAAAAAAGCUGAUUGCAUUGAGCUGUAACAGUCUGUUAAACAAGGAGGAACAACAGCAACUCAUUCAUACACUUUCCUCUGGUGAUUUGUUUCAUCGACUUGGAAUAAACAUCGAAUUGCUCAGUCUUAUGGCUAUUCACAAUCCAGAUUUAAGCGCCGCUUUAAUACUGAAACUUCCUCCCCAGGAAGGUAGUCAAUGCAUUCAGCAAAUUCUAAAGAGUUCUGUUUCUCCCGAGCAUGCUGAAACCGUUCUUCUGCAUGCAUCAAAGAUCCUACAACAAGUGAAUAUUCGUGCCUAUAUCAAUGGGAAACUACAUCUUUUUAAGGAGAAAGCAACCUUGUCUACUAGUGACAAGAAUUCAAUAAAAAGCUUUAUCAUGACUCUUUAUCAGUUGGUGACUAAGGCUUCAAAAGAAAACAAAGAGGUGUACAUUGCAGAGACGCUGAAGAGCGACAUCACACACUUGUGUGAAAGGUGCGAUCUCCCAGAGGUAAGCGCAAGAUGGGAAGAACUGAAGUAA